AUGGUAGCUGGGAACGUUUCCACUGGAACAGGGCGAGAAGGAAUGGCCAACUGGACUACAUCUCAGUCCGUUGAAGUAACCGUUCACCCGGAACCAUCGGCGUCACUCUCCGGAACGGCUGUUGAUGAAAGUGUGAGCAAACAGCUGAUAACUGAGACGUACACGAGCUCAACCACAAAAGCGGAUCAUAUUGGUGAGACGAGCGGUUUGGCACCUACUGACAAUGGUCAACCGCCUGUAGGUUGCGAUCAGAACCAAACAAGUCAGUAUGCUCCGGCUAGUUAUGAGCAGCAGACUAGUGCUUUCGGUUAUCCGGAAUCGUCAUGGCAAGCUUAUGAUGGCAGCAGCUAUGCAGCCGAUCCAACAACAACAGUCCAAACCACUGAACAACAGCAAGGCGCAGUUGAGGCAACACAAAGCGAAGCAAUUGUGAGCGAUACGACAGCCACUGAGCAGAAUUACGGUGCAGCUGAUACCUCUCAACCGGAACAACGUCAACUGGAACAAUCGUAUUCCUCGACUUCGUAUGGUGUUGAUGGCUCAUAUUCCGCAUCGACAUAUGGAGGCGAUGCAGUUGCACCGCAGUCAUAUGACUACCAACAGGACAUGACUGCAGCGGAUUCGCAAUAUCAAUCAAGCGGCUUCACAACGGAGACCAGCUACAGUACGCAAGGCUAUGAUCAGUCGCAGUAUCAAUAUGAUGCCACUUCAUCCUCAUAUCCAGCCAAUCAGGUGCCUGAUAUGAGUCAGCAGUAUACAACAAAUUAUUAUGAUGCCGAAUAUGGUAGCGCCUCACAACAACCGUACGCCAGUGGUCAAACAACUGAGAGUUUUUCUCGUUCACAAGAUGGUACACAAAAGCAGUGGCAAGCUUAUGAACAGUACGGAGGGGGACAAGCAUCUGAUAAGGGUGCAUCUUAUGAACAAGCGCCUGAAAAGAGCGCAUCUUAUGAACAAGCGCCGGAGAUGAGUGCAUCUGCGAGAACCACCGAGAUCCCGGAUGCAGAUGUUAGUAGUUAUCGUCCGGCUCCUGUUGUCCCUCAGUUCACGGCGCCUCUUCUGCCUGAGAGUUUCUCUCGUUCACAAGAUGGUGCUGCCCAACAGCAGUGGCAGACUUAUGAACAGUACGGAGGAGGACAAGCAUCUGACAAGAGUGCAUCUUAUGAACAAGCGCCUGAGAUGAGUGCAUCUGCGAGAACCACCGAGACCUCGGCGGACGCAGGUGUUAGCGGUUAUCGUCCAGCUCCUGUUAUCCCUCAGUUCAUGCCGCCUCUUCUGCCUGAAUUGAAUAGGUAUGCAGCACCAAUUGACCCGUUUUCGUGGGAAGCGCAAGAACAGGCUGCAGCCUCCUCUUACGUUGCUCAGCAACCUGCAUCUGCCAGCAAUAAUUUCGCGAGUCCUGUGCAGUCAUCUCAGAUGCCAAGUCAGACUGACGAAACUCAGCGAUUGGCUCAGCAAACUGAAACUGUUCAACAGUACAGGUGUGGUGAAUGCAUUGUGCAGUGGAAAUUCCAAGCGGUUCCACCGCCUCGACCCGUGCCGCCACCUCCCAGUCUUCACAUCAGUUCACCAACAGCUCCUCCGACCAUCGCUGCAGCGCCACAUCGUCCACCACCUCCUUCGCCCAAAGUCCCACCUAAAAAGCCACCCCCACCGAACCUCACCGAACAUCCAUCGCCUCAAGUCGCUCGUAAGCCUCCUCCACCACCUCAAGAACCUGAGGAGGAUGCGUGGACACAAUUCAAGAAGAUGACUGAGAAAGCAAACGUUGCGAUGAAAUCAACCGAAGAGAAGCUCAAGAAGUUGGAGGAAACAACAGCUGUUAAAGAGAUUAAAGAUGAAAGUUAUCUGGCUGAAGUUGGUGGUUUACAAGGGUAUGUUCCCGAGCUGGCGCAGAAACAAAUAAAGAUUCAGCAGGAAAUGAUUGCGCAGAAGAAAGCUGAAAAGAAGAAAGCGAAAGAAAAAAGCAAGAAACGUGCUAAAACGCCGGAAUUCAACCCGGCUCAAGAGGACGAUAUGGACAGAGCAGCGCAACAAUUGGCUAUGAAAAUGGCCGCAGGCAGAGCGGAUCUGGGAGAUUGGAAGCCACCAAGUGAGCGAGACACGCCAGCUGUGCCCACAGAGGAACAACCGGAGAAGCCAGCUCGUCAGACCGAGCAAAUUCCCCAGAGCAAUGCGAUAGAAGAACAACAGACGGAAAGCGCUGAGGUGCCCAGUGCAUCGGAACAAAAUGUUGAUACUCCCCAAAGGCCAAUCGAAGAUGCAGCGUGA
Molecule: messenger RNA, 2271 nt
Organism: Anisakis simplex (herring worm)
Lineage: Eukaryota; Metazoa; Nematoda; Chromadorea; Rhabditida; Anisakidae
Source: the annotation of a GenBank genome assembly